AUGAAAAAGAAAAUUUUUAAACAAAAGAGUUUAAAUAUACUUAAGAAAAAAAUAUCUGAGACAUCAACUGAAUACAUUUUUGAAUGUGAUGUUUGUAGUAAAAAAUUUUCAACAAAAGACAUUCUCGUCAAACACAUUUCAUACAGUCAUAAGACGCAAAAGAACUCAGACACCACUGCAGUUUGGACACAAGUAGAACAAACUCCAGUGCCACAACAAAUAGAAAUAUUUAAUUGUGAUAUUUGCGAAUUUGAAACAUCUCAAAAGCGUUUCAUUAUGGCACAUCUUAAAGCGCACGUCGCUAAACAAAUGUACUGUUGUAAUAAUUGUGAAUAUAAAUGUAUUAGAAAAUGUGAUUUGCAAACACAUAUGAAAAUACAUACCGGAGAAAAACCUUUUUCGUGUAAUAUCUGUGAAUAUAGAUGUAUUGGAAAAAGUAGUUUGCAAACACAUAUGAAAAUACACACUGGAGAAAAACCUUUUUCGUGUAAUAUCUGUGAAUAUAGAUGUAUUGGAAAAAGUGAUUUGCAAACCCAUAUGAAAAUACACACCGGUGAAAAACCUUUUUCGUGUAAUAUCUGUGAAUAUAGAUGUAUUAAAAAAAGUCGUUUGCAAGAACAUAUGAAAAUACACACCGGUGAAAAACCUUUUUCGUGUAAUAUCUGUGAAUAUAGAUGUAUUACAAAAAGUCUUUUGCAAAGACAUUUAAAAACACACACUGGCGAAAAACCUUUUUCGUGUAAUAUCUGUGUAUAUAGAUGUAUUACAAAAAGUCAUUUGCAAAGACAUUUAAAAAUACACACCGGUGAAAAACCUUUUUCGUGUAAUAUCUGUGAAUAUAGAUGUAUUAGAAAAAGUAGUUUGCAAGAACAUAUGAAAAUACAGCCUGGCGCAAAACCAUUUUCGUGA
Molecule: messenger RNA, 909 nt
Organism: Parnassius mnemosyne (clouded apollo)
Lineage: Eukaryota; Metazoa; Arthropoda; Insecta; Lepidoptera; Papilionidae
Source: the annotation of a GenBank genome assembly